Molecule: messenger RNA, 1110 nt
Organism: Morone saxatilis (striped sea-bass)
Lineage: Eukaryota; Metazoa; Chordata; Actinopteri; Moronidae
Gene: glmp
Product: glycosylated lysosomal membrane protein
Cellular component (GO): lysosome
Source: RefSeq, a predicted model, not a curated record
AGCUGACUCACUCAGGAGAGGUCAUGUGACCUGCGGAGGCGCUCAGUCACAACAAAGAUGGCGGCCGCGGGGAAGAAGCGGAGCGGAGUUCGUUUUCUUUUUUUUCUCUUUUCACUUUUCAGUUUGAGCCAAAGUCUGUUGAGUGACAGCAGGAAGUUGUCCGUAGAGUUGAACCCCGGAGCGCCCUCGCUGCCUCGUGGCGGCGACCUGCUGCACGUGAGAGCCGUGGGAGACAACGAUACGCUUCACUUCCUGUUCUGCAGCCAGGGGGCGCCGACGCUGCUGCUCGUCCACACCAACACUUCUUCUUCUACUGUCCAGGUGGAGUGGUCUCAGUUUGUGGAGCGCAACCACAGUGGCAGCCUGAAGGUGGAGCCAGAGAGCAGCAUCGUGUACAGCUCCGCCCUCGUCUUCAGCAGGUUGUUGGAGUACGACGAUGUCAACGACACGGCUGACCCGAUCUCCGACCUCUUCCCGCCGUACGAGCUGCAGGACUUCAUCUGGUCUCGCUUCAACCUGUCGGGUCCAAGCGCUCUGCUCUGUGGCGCCGCCGCGACCUUCACCAACGGAUCGGUCUGCCUGCAGUUGUCGGUGUUUGAGUCAGAGGGGCGUGAUCAGUCGUGGCCCCGCCUCCUCCACACAGCUAACUCAUCCCAGGUGAGGGUGUGGCUUGACGGUGUGUUGCCGCGGGCGACUCGUUCCAGGUUCCUGUUGGAGCUACAGGCGGUGGGCGGGGCUUAUCCUCUGAGCAGAGUGGAGGUUCAUCGAUCAAUUGAUGACGAGUUCACGCCGUCAAUAUUCCAGGUGAUCAAUAAUUCAGCAGUUUUCUAUAAUAGUAAUAAUAUAUUCAGGUAUUGGAAGCCAAGUGCGUAUCGUCAGUCCAACCCCCUGGAGGACGCCACACCGUGCCGUCACUCCGACCCGCGCCCUAAAGAGGGCGAGGCGGCGCAGCGGCGUCCUGGUCCUGACUACGAGCGUUCUAGCGCAGACAGAACGUUUGGAAUGAACGUGAGCUUCGGACUGGCAGGAGAACCUUCUAACAACAGCACCAAGUUCCUCAGCUGGUCCGACAGAGGAGAGGAAGAGGGAGAAGCCAUCGCUAACUGCUAG